AUUCCCUUGGACUAACUGUCUUCACCUGCUGCUUCUGUGUUUUUGCUGCUGCAACAGUUUGUAAAUUUUUAUUCAAGCCAACCAAGUUCCACACCCCUUUGUUUUUGACAAGAUCAAGCCUUUUGUUGGCCCCUUCCGUAGCAAGAAAUGCAACGACGGAGCGCAGAGCAGCAGCGACCUGCAGCGCCGAGUCCAAUGUCUCCACGAAACAGCGCAGUCGGCGCAGCCGCAGGCACCCCGACGCGCCGCCACACCCCACACGCAGUUGCCGCGGCGACGGGGCCGCUGCCAUCCGAAAUAUCUGCCAAAGCCGCGUUCGCUGCCAUUCGCGAGCAUCACACGGACGUGCUGCGCAAGUACCUCACGCAGGACCCGAUGGGCAGUCACGAAUGCGCACAUUGCACCGCCAACCACGACCAGGAAGUCAGCACACCCGAGACUGAAAAGGGCGAAAAGUGCGAAAAGUGCGCGCUCGCCGCCGCGGCAGCAUCCACCACUGCACGCGCUGGACGAUCCCCUGCCACGCCACGAAGAGGCUCUUUGGAAGCACGCAGUCGACCCGGCGACCCGAAUGCGAGGGACGACUGCGGCGAGUCGCUGAUUCACUGGGCCAUCCGAGAGUCGCAGGUCGAGAUGGUUGGCCUCUUGCUCAGCCAUGGCGCCAACAUUGACACACUCAGCUUGUCGGGCUUGACGCCUCUGCAACGUGCGGCAAACGGCUACGAUGUGCCCAUUUGCACCCUUUUGUUGCAGCGCGGCGCGAGUGUCAACGGCAAGUCGCAAGCGCAGCUGAACGACUUGCGAUCGCCCAUGAAUGGCGCCGACCCGUGGGCGCGCGACUUUCACCGAGCUGCUGGCCAGACUCCCUUUUUCGGCCCGGCAUCGACGCCGAGUACUCCUAGCAGCCUUUCUCAAACGGCAUUUUCGACGCCAACGAGCCGGAGCGCUUCGCCAACACCGGCACAUCUGUUGCAGCACUUCCAACAAGUUGGUGGCAGCCAUCACACCCCCGAGCGUCUGCGUCGACCAAGCGGCGGCCCCGUGCUAUCGCAGUCCAACCUGUUUGGAUAUCAGUCGCCCAUCCCGUCGCGUGCCCCUUCUCCCACGCCUAUGAUGCGCCAGUAUUCGCGUGACAUUGUGCCCAACACCCCGCCCCUGCAUGAAUGCUCACCACUCACCAUUGCGGGCAAUGCGGCCAAUUCUAUUCGAGCGGAGCAAGUCUGCAAGCUGCUGCUGGAAAGCGGCGCCAACCCAAACGGUGACAUGGACUGCGAAACUUCUGUUCAGCUCCGACUGCGCAAGCUGCAGCGCGGAGAGCAAGGCGCGGCAUCGCCAAAGCAGGCAACUCCUGCUCUGCGCAAUGUGGCUGCCGCAAGCGCUGCCGGCUCCUUCUCUGCGCCUCUCAUCCUGACGCCACCCUUGAGCCGAUCCCGCGAUGCUGCCGAGUCGCUGAUCGAUCAGCCGACGAGCGAACACGUGUCACCGACGUCCUCGCAGGAGAGCUCCUCCACGAACGGGCCCCAAACGCGCGCCAGCACUCGGCGGCGUCUCUGCCAGUCAGGCGAGGUCGACGCCGCUUCAGCCAUUGCUGCCCCUGCCCCUGCGGUCGCCGAGCUUGACGGCAGCAACAACAGCAGCAGCAACAACAGCAGCAGCAACAACAGCAACAACAGCAACACCAACGCAACACAAAUCACUGACUCGCAGCGAAUCGUCACGCGCGCUGCUGCUGCAGCUGCUGCGGCUGGAAGCUCGCCAGCAGCAUCACCAACAGCAUCGCCUGCCAGUCGAAAGGCUGCUCCCCGACAGCAGCUAGCAACGAACGCAGCGAUGAUCCACUCUCCGACAAAAGCAAGCCCUGCGCGGCCCGCCUUCUCGCUUGGAUUGAUUCCCGCGGUGCCCGCGCUUCCGCCAAUGCCCGUCACGCGCGUGUACUACACGGCUCCCGAAACGCCCUUGCUGCUCGUCUUGAUGGAUGAGCGGACCUCGUACAUUCCUGCACUCUUGAUGAAGUUUGGCGCCGAUGUGAAUCGCGGGAGCCAGAUUACCGGCAAGACCCCGCUUCACUAUGCCUGCAUGAACGGCCACUAUGACAUGGCCCGACUGCUGCUGGAGCGAGGUGCAGACGUUGGGGCGCGCGAUCGCCAAGGCCAUGAUGCGCUUUUUUGGGCGGUCAACCCGCGAAACGCGCACCGCACGCGCUCGGCCAAUUCCCCUCAGGAGCAGCUGGUUGACAUGCUGUUGAACAUGGGUGCGCGCGUGUCAAACCGCACCACGAACGGCGAAUGCUGCUUCCUCCGCGCAAUUCGGUACGGCAACCCGCGUGUCGUUCGUCGCCUGCUUCUCUGUGGCGCCGACCCGAACAUGGUUAGCAGCGACGUGCUUCCUCUGCAGAUUGCGAUUGAUGCGUCCAAUGAUGAUCUGGUGCAGCUGCUCUGGAAGGCCGGUGCUGAUCCCUACCGUCUGACCGAGACUUACCGCACGAAACUGAAGGAUCUUUUGGCCCGACGCGACCCCUCCGUUCGCACUGCCCCCAUCGUUCGCCCGCUCUUAUCACUGGAAGUGCUGUGUCAGCGAGCCAUCCGUUCUCAUCACACUGCUCAAGAAGUUCAAGCCAUGGAAAUUUCCCAGCCCACCAAGGACCUGCUCCUUGAAGGGCCUGUCGACCUUUUCUGAGUCUGGAUUGCACAUUUUUUUUUCCUUAUUGGUUUGGCUUUUCGACCUCAUUUUUUCUCUCGGCCGUCGCGCACUCAGGAUUGCGUGUGUGACCGACCCGACCCUUUCCUUUUUUUUUUUGCGUUUUAUCGAUUUUUGUUUCUUUUUUGAACCCUUUUUCAUGGGUUUUCGAUUCCUGUCAUCUUUCCAAAACAACUAACAUAGCAAAGUAAACAGUAUUAUUUUUU
Messenger RNA from Capsaspora owczarzaki ATCC 30864, 2903 nucleotides. RefSeq lists its product as hypothetical. Bases 148 to 2676 code for a protein of 842 amino acids. Gene Ontology annotation, molecular function: protein binding. Lineage: Eukaryota; Filasterea; Ministeriida; Capsasporidae. The transcript is spliced from 2 exons. The record is from RefSeq and is a predicted model, not a curated record.